AGAGCCAGCAGCCCGCCCACAGAAGUGCCCUUGGAAAGGGCGUGGACCUGCGGGCCUGGAUUCUGGGUCCCCCAGACGGUAGGAGCGGGGCAGUGGGACCCCCGGGAUCGGAAGGAAAGCAUUUGCUCCAGGAGGGCCUGGGGGCCUGGAUGUCUGGGUUCCCCACCCCUGCCCCUCCUGGGAGGAAGAGAGAGCUGGAGGCUCCGAUGGGCGGGUUGUCGUGGACUUUGCUUUUCUUUGAAAGCCGCCCACUGUCCAAGCCCCACCCCCAAUCCCCAGCAUUUCCUCUCUGAGCCGUUCACACCACCAGUCGCCCCAGUUGCCCCCGACAGGACCAAGGAACCGGACCGGACCGGAGAGCUGGAGCCCAGCAGAGCCCUGGGCAUGUGGGGCUACCUGGCCCUGCUGCCUGCCUUCCUGGCCCUCUGGGCUGCCACCAGCAUCUGGACUGUUUUCGCAAUCGCUGUGGCCAACAAGACUGUGAACCUGACGGAAGGCAUCCCCUAUAUCAGUCUCUGCGGAUCCUACCCGCCCCAGAGCUGCAUCUUCAGCCAGCUGCUCAACAUGGGAGCUGCUAUGGCCGCCUGGAUCUGCAUUCUCCGAUACCACCAGUUCCGGGACUGGGGCGUCGGGAAGUGGUCUAACCAGCUGAUCCUCUGGUCAGGGCUCCUCUGUGCCUUCGGCACCUCCGUGGUGGGCAAUUUCCAGCAAAAGAACCAGCUGGCCACGCACCUGACGGGCGCCUUCUUGGCCCUCUUCGUCGGCCAUGUCUACUUCUGGCUGCAGCUCUUUCUCUCCUGGAGGAUGAAGAGCCUGCCCCAGCCCGGGGCCCCGUGGAUCGGGCCGCUCCGCCUGCUCCUCUGCAGCCUCUGCACCGUCCUCUUGGUGACCAUGGUCAUCCUCCACACCAGCCUGCAGCGCUCCGCCGCCGCCGUCUGCGAGUGGGCCGCGGCCAUGCUGCUCUUCCUGCUCUUCGGCCUCCUGGCCGUGGACUUCUCCGGCCUGGAGGGCUGCACCCUGUGUCUCCGGCCUGGGCCCAGCCCCAGCCUGCAGCCCGCCUCCCCCAUCUCCCUGCAGACCUCACCGCCGCCGCUGGCCCAGGCGCUCUGACCCCGGCCUGGCCCUCCCGGCAGAGGACAGAGACCGAUCCCGGACUCCUCUGUGCCCCCAGAUGCAUCGCUGGGGACGAACCUUCAGGGGUGAACCGUUGGGAUGGACUUUAAAGAACUUGCCAGGCGCCGGCCAGUGUUGCUCAAUGGUUAGAGCGCCGGCCCACGGACCCAAGGGUUGCCGGUUUGAUUCCGAUCAAGGCCAUGAACCUGGGCUGCAGGUUGGAUGCCUGGCCCCGGUUGGGCGAGUGUGAGAGGCACCUGGUCGACGUGUCUCUCUCACAUCGAUGUUUCGCUCUCUCUCUCCCCGCUCCCGUCCACGCUACGUAAAAGCAAUGGAGAAAUAUCCCCGGGUGAAGACUGCCAACAACAAAAGAGAAUGUGCCAUGGCUGCCCGGCCUGGGUCCUAGUGGUGCACACGCGCCGCGGGGCCGGGCUCCGAACAGCUGCUGAGCUGGCACCUCCCUGCCCGUCCGCCCCUGCCCUGCGGCCCCGCCCCCGCCAUCGGGGCCGCCCAGGAAACGAGAGGCCAAGGCCAGCCAGCCAGCGUCCCUGAUCAAGGCUAUUUAUUGUUGUUAUUAUUAAUUUUUUUUUUUUUUUUUUGCCGCCGGCGGAAUCAGAGACACGGACGCAGGCAGGAUCACGCGAAACCAGAAUUCCUUCCGGAGAGCAAAUCCGUACAGAAGGUCGUGGGGGAGGGGGAGGGGGAGGGGAAGGGCCAGGGGAGGGGGGGCCCAGGAAGGGGGGGUUGGGGAUGACACAAGGACAGAUGGCCCUGUCCGUCCGGAUCUGCUAAGCCACCCCAACCAGCCCCCGUCCCUCCCCCGCCCCAUCCCGCAGAGAGGUUGAUCAAUAAAUAAA
Molecule: messenger RNA, 1970 nt
Organism: Myotis daubentonii (Daubenton's bat)
Lineage: Eukaryota; Metazoa; Chordata; Mammalia; Chiroptera; Vespertilionidae
Gene: TMEM150B
Product: transmembrane protein 150B
Cellular component (GO): plasma membrane
Source: RefSeq, a predicted model, not a curated record